GAGUCUGGGUGAGCCGCUGGUCAAAGAGGAGCUCCAACUCAACUGGUCAGCCAAAGCUUUUGUCCGUUUGAUAUUCCCAGCAAAGACCUUCUACAGGGAAAGACUACUUUUGAACACGCAAUCAAAAGCUUUGUGAAAACAAGAACUUUUGUAUAGAAAAUGGCAAAAGUGAAUUUGAGCGUAGUGGUUUUUGGGCUCACACUGCUCCUGUUGGCAGAGACAUGGGCCCAGAAUCCCAGGAAGAGACUGGCACCUCCGAAGCCUCCCAAGGCUCAGUGCUGCGAUGAGGUGCGCUCUCUCAAGGUCCAGGUGGCCAAUCUGACCAGUCUCCUCGAGGAGAUGAGUCGCAAGCAGGAGACCGACUUGAUGAGCGUUGUGAGGCAAGUAAUGGAGCUGGACAAGCAGAACCGGCAGCAAGAAGCCAGGGUCACGGAGGCAGAGAGCAAGUACUCAGAGAUCAACAACCGUGUGGAGAUCAUGCAGCUCCAAACCCUGCAGUCUGCCACUCAGACUUCAUCAGAUGCCACAUAUGACUGCGCAUCCCUGUACAGCAAGAACUACAAGAUCUCUGGAGAGUACAAACUGCCUAAAGAUGAGUUUCUGGGUACACCUGAGCUGAGCGUCUUCUGUGAUAUGGAUACAAAUGGAGGUGGUUGGACUCUGAUCCAAAGGCGCAAAGUCGGCCUGACAUCAUUCAACCGUGACUGGAAGCAGUAUAAAAGUGGAUUUGGAUCCAUCCGCGGAGACUUCUGGCUAGGCAAUGACCACAUCUUCCGUCUAACAAGGCAGCCCAGUGUGCUCAGGAUUGAGAUGGAGGACUGGGAAGGACAGACACGCUAUGCUGACUAUGGCUUUUUCACUGUGAGUAAUGAGCUCAACAGCUACAAGCUCUUCCUUGCCAACUACAGUGGGAACGCUGGAGACUCCCUGCGCUACCACAACAACACCAACUUCAGCACCAUGAGCAAGGACAAUGACAAAUGUGUGGAUGACUGUGCUUCCCUGCGCAAAGGUGGUUACUGGUACAACUGCUGCACUGACUCAAACUUGAAUGGAGUUUUUUACCGCUACGGUCAGCACAUAACAAAGAACCCAGAUGGGAUCAAUUGGUACGGCUGGCAUGGGUCCAACUACUCCCUCAAGAAAGUGGAGAUGAAGGUCCGGCCAGUGGAUUUUCAACCAUAAGUGCUUCAGCUGGGUGUCCUGGACCAAGAUCAUACGCAUGAAUGCUGAGAGAUCUCACUAAUACAUCUUCAACCAAAUUGUGGCUUUCCCCUAGACUGCGAAAGGAAUGAAAAUGUAGUUUGUGAUGGUCUGGUUGAGUUUCAGUCAGAUGAAUGUGUAAUGUUUUUGCCGUGUUUGAUUGUAAAUUGUAGUUCAUUUUGUGUAUUUAUCAGUAAAUAUAUUAUAUUUUUCAAAAAGCUUUGAUAGAUGCUCUUUUACCACUGUCCCGUAUGGGUGACUGGAUUUUGAUUCCUUCUCUCACUUGUCUUGAAAGCACUAGGAUGUAUUUUUUAGUUAACACAAGCCAUUUAUGGGUAGUAGCAAGAAUCAGUCCAGAGUGGUCUGGUUCAGAUAUAAAUCAUUAAGGACUGGUAGGAACUAAUUAAUAAGGAUCUUUGUGAGUUGCUGGAAUGGGAUCAACCACCAAAGGUAUUUCCUAUGAAUUACUCUGCAUUUUAUUGUAAAACCCUAACCAUUGAUGACGGAAAUGAGUCAUUUGUAAAAUGUGUACAGCUCUGUAAUUAUGUUGUGUUAUGUGAU
Messenger RNA from Cottoperca gobio, 1764 nucleotides. It is a transcript of the gene angptl7, whose product is annotated as angiopoietin-like 7. Bases 160 to 1185 code for a protein of 341 amino acids. Lineage: Eukaryota; Metazoa; Chordata; Actinopteri; Perciformes; Bovichtidae. Gene Ontology annotation, biological process: blood coagulation. The transcript is spliced from 5 exons. The record is from RefSeq and is a predicted model, not a curated record.